Molecule: messenger RNA, 564 nt
Organism: Zingiber officinale
Lineage: Eukaryota; Viridiplantae; Streptophyta; Magnoliopsida; Zingiberales; Zingiberaceae
Product: late embryogenesis abundant protein Lea5-D-like
Exons: 2
Coding region: 169-456 (95 amino acids)
Biological process (GO): response to stress
Cellular component (GO): mitochondrion
Source: RefSeq, a predicted model, not a curated record
UCUGUUUUCCUCACACGCAAACGGAUGAAAGGUUGAGAAAGAGGGAGAGUGAGAGGAGGAGGAGGAGGAGGAGGAGGAGGAAGACGACCUCAGUCUCUUCUGUUUGCCUUCAACUCUCUUUAAUCUUCCUCAGUCCUAUUCCUUUCCUUUUGCUGUAAACAGGCGGAGAUGGCUCGCUCCCUCGUCGGCGUCGCUGCGUCUCUCAAGAAUUACGUCAGUACUCCCUCUGUUAGCAGGAGGGGAUACACGGCGGCGGCCACUGUGGCAAUCAACGCGGAGCAGAACGCCGCGGCGUGUAAGGGGAUGGCGGACUCCACCAUGACCGGCGUCGGCGCCUCCCAUGCUUCCGCGUCUUCCUCUUCCUGGAUGCCGGAUCCGGUGACGGGCUACUAUCGGCCGGGAAACCGCCGGAAGGAGGCGGAACUGCGAGAGACGAUUCUCUCCAACGAGCAGUGAAUUUAACCGAGGCAUCGUUAGUGUGUUUAAUACGACGUCAUGUCGUUAAUCCAUCGCAGGUGUCUUAAAAUCAGAAAUAACUACUGAAUAAAUGGUCAUUUACCAGAA